AUGAAGGAAGAAUCCUAUAUGAAAUCCAAGAGAAGGAGUAUGAGAUUUGCUGAUGAGUUCCAUGUCAAUCCGGUCCAAACGGCAGGGGGUUUAGCUCUUUGGUGGGUGGCGGGGUUACCUAUCACAAUUCUGGAUAGUAGCUGUUUUUUUAUUGAUGCUUUUGUUGAUGUUAAUGGGGGCUUUUUUAUCACUUUUGUUCAUGCCCCGUCUGAUCCUGCUCGGCGUAGGGAUUUUUGGGAUCAGAUUAGUAGUCUUAGGACUAGUGUUGAUGAUAAAUGGGUGGUUAUUGGGGAUAUGAAUGCUUUGCUUUCCUCAGAGGAAAAGAAGGGGGGGAAUGUGCCUAGGAACGUAUCUACUGUACCCUUUAAAGCUUUUGUUGAUGGGAAUGGUUUAAUGGAUAUGGGAUUUAAGGGCUACCCUUUCACUUGGAAGAAUAAUCAGGAAGGAACGAGACGUAUUGAGGAGAGACUUGAUCGUGGUUUGUGCUCUACCUCGUGGUUUACAAUGUACAGUAAUGCUCUGAUUAUUCAUGAGCUGCCUAUUGAAUCUGAUCAUAGUCCUCUGCGAUUGGAGUUUGAAGGGAUGCGGGGAAAAUCAAGGACUCCCUUCCGUUUUGACACUAGAUGGUUUCAAAACGAGGAGUGCUUUGAGAUUGUGAAUCGGAAUUGGGAUGGCGGAGGCCUUUGUCAUGAAAGACUACAAAAUUGUAAAAAGGAAUUGACCAUUUGGGCUAAACAAAUGUUCAAAGAUCAAAAUAGGAGGGCUGAGGACAUCCAAAAGAGAUUGGUUGACAUCCUUCAUCUUGACCGAUCAGUGGAGGUUGUUGAAGAGGAAAAAAGUCUGAUGAGUGAGCUUGCUGCCAUUUGGAAGGAUGAUGAAUUAUUUUGGAGCCAACGGUCACGUGUGGAUUGGCUCAGUGUCGGCGACCAGAACAAUAAGUUCUUUCAUGCUUCUACCUCUCUUCGCAAGCUUCGAAACAAAAUUUCUGCCUUGAAAGAUGAUUAUGGGAACCUGAUUACCCAGCCUGAUGCUCUUUCUUCUCAUGUGAUUAAUUUCUACAAAAGUCUGUUUACAAAGAAAUCAGGGCUUAAUGAUGGAGCCCUCCAGGACUUUCCGAGGCUGGUUUCACAUGAUAUGAAUCUUGAUCUUGAUAGAGAUCCGACUGUUGAGGAGAUUCGUGCUGCGGUGUUUGACCUUGGCCCUACAAAAUCACCAGGUCCUGAUGGUUUUGCUGGAUCGUUUUACCGCAAGUUUUGGAGUAAAGUUGGUCCUGAUUUCUGCAGUGAAGUCAUGAGUUUCUUCAGAACCUCUAUUAUGCCUCAGGGAUGGAAUGAUACUCAUAUUGCCCUUAUUCCCAAGGUUCUUGCUCCGGAGUCUAUUUCCCAGUACCGACCCAUUAGCUGCUGCAACUUCAGAUACAAGAUCAUCUCUAAAAUUCUUUCAAGUCGAAUGAAGAAGUGGCUUCCGGGUUUGGUCUCCGAAAUGCAGGCAGCGUUUACAGGUGGGAGACUUAUCCAGGAUAAUGUCAUUAUUGUUCAUGAGAUGCUGCAUAAUUUCAAUAAUCGACGUUAUGGUGAUUGGGACAUGAUGGUGAAAUUGGAUAUGAGAAAAGCAUAUGAUCUUGUUGACUGGGAUGGUCUCGAUUCUAUUCUGCAUGCUUAUGGGUUCUCUGAGAAAUGGCGGGGCUGGAUUCGAGAAUGUACCAGGACAGUAAAAUUCUCUAUCUUAUUGAAUGGGAGCCCUACUGAGCCUUUCUCUCCAUCCCGAGGGAUUAGACAAGGUGAUCCCAUCUCUCCCUUCUUGUUCAUCCUUAUGUCUAACGCCUUGUCUUUCUUAAUUGAAAGAGGGAUCUCUAAAGGUGAUAUUAGAGGUAUCAAGCUCAACCAGAAUUGCCCCAGAAUUUCUCACUGUCUUUUCGCGGAUGACACUGUCAUUUUCGGCAAAGCCAGCGUAUCGGAAGCUGACAGGAUCAAGGCCAUCAUUGAGAUUUAUGGAGGCACAACAGGUCAGGAGAUCAAUGCCUCCAAAUCGUCUAUUUUUUUCAGCAAGAAUACUCCCCAUGCCAUUCAGAAUCUUGUGAGCACCAAGUUCGGAUUUCCGUCUGCAGUGUGCCAUGAUAAAUAUUUGGGAGUUCCAACAGAAUGGGGUAGAUCCAAAAAAGAAACAUUUAGAUUUCUUUUGGAGCGAAUGGAGAAGAAAGGUGAAUCUUGGAAGAGCCUCAUGUUAUCACCAGGAGGGAAAGAAGUUCUGUUAAAAGCAGUGAUUCAAGCUUUGCCGACGUACAUCAUGAGCGUCUUCUUGCUCCCUCUGAACUUAACAAACAAAAUGGAUUCGAUCCUGAAGCGUUUCUUCUGGUCUGGUUCCAUGAAGAAGAGGGCUAUUCAUUGGUGUAAAGCAAGGGAUUUGGAAAUUCCGAAAGAUGAAGGAGGACUGGGGUUCAAGAAUUUUCACCUCUUCAACCUUGCUCUUAUUGGUAAGCAGGUUUGGCGUCUCUUUGAUAACCCCGAUGCCUUGUGGGCAAAGCUUUUGAAGGGACUUUACUUUCCCAAUGGUGAUGUGUUUUCGGCAGCAAAGGGGAGUAAGAGUUCAUGGAUUUGGAAUGGCUUUUGCGAGGCUAAGGAGAAGAUGAAGAGCGGUUUGAUUAGAGGGAUUAUGUCAGGGGAGGAUUCUUCUUUCCAUUGCGACCCUUGGCUUCCUUCCAUUCCAGGUUUUAGCCUCUCUCCUUUGGGUUUGGAGCCAUCAAAAGUCAGUGAUUGGAUUGAUCAGGAUACUCGGAGCUGGAAAAUGGAUGAUAUCAGGAAUCUUGUGCCCGAGGAGAUUGCCCUUGCUAUUGCCCGUGUCCCGAUUGGGCCAUGUACUGCUCAUGAUAGAUGGAUUUGGAGAGGUACGGAAUAUGGUGGUUACAGUGUUAAGUCUGCCUAUCGAAUGUUUCGGGAGAGUCGAGAUUCUGCCUCGCAUACUGCCGUGGUGUCUUCUUCUCGUCCAAAUAGGGACGAUUGGAAAUGGUUGUGGGAUCUCAAGUUGCCCCCUAAACUCCGGUUUUUCAUUUGGAAGAGUGGUAAAAAUGCAAUUGCAACACGAGCGAGGCUUUUCGAACACAAAUGUGCUCCUAAUCCUUUGUGCCCGCUUUGUGAGGAACACAACGAGACCAUCUUGCAUUGCUUGUUCCAUUGCUCCAAAGCUUCCGCGACUUGGUCUCAAAUGGGAUUGGUGCAUGUUCUUCCUGCGGCUGACUCAAGCUUUGCAGUGUGGUUUUUUGACCUCAAAGAUCGAAUGAAUGAUGACCAGAUUACCAAGAUUGUUUGCACUCUGUGGAAUAUUUGGCUUGCUCGAAAUGGUUUGGUCUUUGAUGGUCGGGCGUUCUCUCCGCCCUCUGUGGCAAUUUUAGCUGAUCGAGAUGUCCGGAGCAUGCAAGAAGCUAGGAUCUCAUCCUCAGGUUCUUCCUCUUCAAGGGCAGCUAAUUUGUCGUCUCAGCCUGAGAGUUCUCGGUCGACGACCUUAUCACCGCCUGGUCCUUUCAGUAAGGUUGUGCAUUGCGAUGGUUCCUUUGUUUCUGAUGCACAGGUGGCGGCUUAUGGGAUUGCUAUUGCUAACUCCCACGGUCAGGUUAUCGACGGAAGGGCUGAGAGAUUCUUUUGUUCCUCUCCGAUUCAGGCAGAAGCUUUUGCAAUUCUCAAUGCAGUUAUCUUGGCGGCCCGGGAUCCAGUCCCAACAUGUAUCCGGUCUGACUGUCAGAGGCUUACGAUUGCGCUGAGACAGGAUCCGAGCCUUUGGCCUUGGCAGUGCAGGGCAACCCUUGCCCGUGUGGUUUCCAUUCUUUGUGUUUCUCCCUGGAUCUCGAUCGAGUUUGUUCCCCGUCGACUCAAUUUGUUGGCUGAUUGGAUCGCAAGGAACUCUCGUCUUGAUCUUCUUCCUCCGGAGUGGACUGUCAUCGCUGACCUUGUAGCUCCAUUAUUGUAA
Messenger RNA from Linum trigynum, 3960 nucleotides. Lineage: Eukaryota; Viridiplantae; Streptophyta; Magnoliopsida; Malpighiales; Linaceae. The record is from the annotation of a GenBank genome assembly.